ACUAAUUUCUCAUCUCACGGGAAAAAUGAAGAUUGGAACUCACAAUGGAAGUUUUCACGCCGACGAGGUCCUUGCUUGUGCUCUACUCCGAGUUCUCCCGAGAUUUAAGGACGCAGAGAUCGUCCGAACCAGAGAUCCUGCUCUGCUAGAUACCUGUGAUAUCGUUGUAGACGUAGGUGCCGUGUUUGACGCGGAGCGCCAGCGAUUUGAUCAUCAUCAGAAGACAUUCACACAUACAUUGAAUAGUCUGGAUUCAAGCUACAAGUAUUCAACUAAAUUAUCUAGCGCUGGUCUUGUCUAUUUUCAUUUUGGUAAAGAGAUUAUAUCGACACUGAUUCAAACAGACGCAAAAAGCUCUGACGUCGAUGUUCUGGUCGAGAAGUUGUUUGUCAAGAUCUACGAGAAGUUUAUCGAAGAGGUGGACGCCAUUGAUAAUGGUAUCUCGACACAUGAUACACCGGGCAGAUAUACUAUCAAUACUAACUUUAGUCGAAGGAUCGGAGCUUUUAACCCGUCUUGGAACGAACCUGGGAACGACAUCGACGAACGGUUCCACCGAGCUAUGGCCGUUGCUGAAGCCGAGUUCACGGAUAAAGUUCAUUAUUUCAGCCGAUCCUGGUGGCCGGCGAGAAAGAUCGUCGCUGAUGCUCUUGAACAACGAUUUUCCGCCCAUAAGAGUGGGCAUGCCCUCGUGUUCUUGGAAGGAGGAGCACCCUGGAAAGAGCAUUUGUUUGAACUCGAACUAGAGCAAGGAUUGGAAGGAAACAUCUUGUACACUAUCUAUACUGAUCAAUCUGGUAAAUGGCGUAUACAAUGCGUCCCUCAGGGUCCGGACUCGUUUGAGAACAGAUUGAGUUUACCGGCAGCUUGGCGAGGGGUCAGGGACGAUGAGCUGGCGAAGGUUUCCAGUGUCGAAGGUGCUAUAUUUGUUCAUGCCUCCGGGUUCAUCGGAGGAGCAGAGACGAAGGAGGGGAUUUUGAAAAUGUUGGAGAUAUCUCUUGAGCAAGCUUAACGAUCGCCAUUGAUCGUUAAAAUCAACAAAUGUGAUCUUAAUCAGUGUCUUGUACUUUUUUCCAAGUCAUUCAAGCCAAUGUAUAAUUUACAUGGAAUUUGAUGAUUGAUUUUUUUCUUCAUUUCAGA
Messenger RNA from Eurytemora carolleeae, 1140 nucleotides. Its product is annotated as UPF0160 protein MYG1, mitochondrial. Gene Ontology annotation, cellular component: cytoplasm; nucleus. The record is from RefSeq and is a predicted model, not a curated record. The coding region runs from base 26 to 1012 and encodes 328 amino acids. The transcript has a single exon. NCBI's taxonomy places the organism in Eukaryota, Metazoa, Arthropoda, Copepoda, Calanoida, Temoridae.